Molecule: messenger RNA, 2403 nt
Organism: Salvia miltiorrhiza (redroot sage)
Lineage: Eukaryota; Viridiplantae; Streptophyta; Magnoliopsida; Lamiales; Lamiaceae
Product: heat shock 70 kDa protein, mitochondrial
Exons: 6
Coding region: 174-2198 (674 amino acids)
Biological process (GO): protein refolding; cellular response to unfolded protein
Cellular component (GO): cytoplasm; mitochondrion
Molecular function (GO): misfolded protein binding; ATP binding; heat shock protein binding
Source: RefSeq, a predicted model, not a curated record
ACCACAUAUAUCUAGAACCUUCUGGGUGUAUUAGUAUUUCUUUUUCCUUUUUUCUAAACCUCAGCUAUUUGUAUCCGCCUCCCCUCCCCCAAAGCUCCUCAUAAACCCUAAACCCUAGCGACCCAGGAGUGAACACUGCACACUCUUCAUUUUUAAUACAGCUCUCCGUUUCGAUGGCGACCGCCGUCCUCCUCAGAUCUCUCCGUCGCUCCGCCCCUAUCUCUGCUUCCAGAAUAUUAGCUGGAAACACCAAACCAUCAUAUGCAGCCAGCAACAAGUGGGCAGGUCUUGUAAGGCCGUUCAGUACGAAACCCGCUGGAAAUGAUGUCAUUGGCAUCGACUUGGGUACCACAAAUUCUUGUGUGUCUGUCAUGGAGGGAAAGACUCCGAAAGUUAUUGAGAAUGCUGAGGGUGCUCGGACAACUCCAUCAGUAGUGGCUUUUAGCCCUAAAGGGGAACUGUUGGUUGGGAUACCAGCAAAGCGACAAGCUGUCACAAAUCCGACCAACACAGUCUUUGGCACCAAGCGUCUAAUUGGCAGGCGCUUUGAUGACCCUCAGACACAGAAGGAAAUGAAGAUGGUUCCUUACAAAAUUGUGAGAGCUCCUAAUGGAGAUGCAUGGGUUGAGGCCAAUGGACAGCAGUACUCCCCGAGUCAAGUUGGUGCUUUUGUCUUGACCAAGAUGAAGGAAACUGCUGAAGACUACCUUGGGAAGACUGUAACCAAGGCUGUUGUGACCGUCCCAGCUUAUUUCAAUGAUGCGCAGCGACAAGCCACCAAGGAUGCUGGGAGAAUUGCAGGGCUUGAUGUUCAAAGGAUUAUUAAUGAGCCCACUGCAGCUGCACUCUCUUACGGCUUAAACAAUAAAGAAGGCCUUGUUGCAGUUUUUGAUCUUGGAGGUGGAACAUUUGAUAUAUCUAUUUUGGAGAUUUCCAAUGGUGUCUUUGAGGUGAAAGCCACAAAUGGUGACACGUUUUUGGGAGGGGAGGACUUCGAUAAUGCUCUGUUGGAGUUUUUGGUGAGUGAAUUCAAGAGAACAGACAACAUUGAUCUGUCAAAGGAUCGUCUUGCUCUGCAGAGGCUACGGGAGGCUGCUGAGAAGGCGAAGAUAGAGCUCUCAUCAACAACUCAGACAGAGAUCAGCUUGCCUUUCAUAACUGCUGAUUCAACUGGUCCACGGCAUCUGAAUAUAACAUUGCCAAGGUCCAAGUUUGAGGCUCUGGUUAACAGCUUGAUUGAAAGGACGAAGAAUCCUUGCAGGAGUUGUUUGAAGGAUGCUGGCAUCUCCAUCAAGGAGGUUGAUGAAGUGCUCCUUGUUGGUGGAAUGACCCGUGUUCCAAAGGUUCAGGAAGUAGUUUCUGAAAUCUUUGGGAAGUCCCCAAGCAAAGGGGUGAAUCCGGAUGAGGCUGUUGCCAUGGGGGCUGCUAUUCAGGGUGGUAUUCUCCGCGGUGAUGUCAAAGAGUUGCUUCUCCUUGAUGUUACACCGUUGUCUCUAGGUAUCGAGACACUUGGAGGAAUCUUUACCAGAUUGAUCAACAGAAAUACUACAAUUCCAACAAAGAAAAGCCAGACAUUCUCUACAGCUGCUGACAAUCAGACCCAGGUUGGCAUUAAAGUGCUUCAAGGAGAGCGUGAAAUGGCUACAGAUAACAAGCUCCUUGGUGAAUUUGAGCUCAUGGGUAUUCCUCCAGCUCCUAGAGGCAUGCCGCAGAUUGAAGUCACGUUUGACAUUGAUGCCAAUGGAAUUGUGACUGUUUCUGCGAAGGAUAAAACCACCGGCAAAGAGCAGCAGAUCACAAUUAGGUCAUCAGGCGGUCUAUCGGAGGAUGAGAUUGAGAAGAUGGUCAAGGAGGCCGAGGCGCACGCCCAGAAGGAUCAAGAGAGGAAGGCGUUGAUAGAUGUCAGAAACAAUGCAGACACCACCAUCUACAGCAUUGAGAAGUCCUUGAACGAGUACAGGGAGAAGAUUCCAAGUGAAGUGGCUACUGAAAUUGAGACUGCCGUUGCAGAUUUGAGAAGUGCUAUGGCCACUGACAAUAUAGAUGAUAUCAAGGCAAAGCUUGAUGCGGCGAACAAAGCUGUGUCGAAGAUUGGACAGCACAUGUCUGGUGGUGGUUCGAGUGGUGGUCCCACUGGAGGCUCUGAGGGAGGUGACCAGCAGCCACCUGAGGCAGAAUAUGAGGAGGUAAAGAAGUAGAUGGCUGAGAUGAGUGAUGGACAAUUGAACUGAAUUUGUUUCAGCGGAAUUAAUUUUUUUUCUCUGGCAAUUUUUGUACUUAAAUUACAAUUAGCUGGGUAGUAGGAGUUCGAUUAGAAACUUGCUCGGGUGGAAUUGCUAAAACAUCAUCAUAUAAUAAUUUCUAUGCCGCUUGUGUUAAAUUAAUUCUGCAUUUUUUAUGUUA